Molecule: messenger RNA, 2205 nt
Organism: Drosophila guanche
Lineage: Eukaryota; Metazoa; Arthropoda; Insecta; Diptera; Drosophilidae
Product: flocculation protein FLO11
Exons: 3
Coding region: 1-2136 (711 amino acids)
Source: RefSeq, a predicted model, not a curated record
AUGGACCAAGAAGAUAUGGAACUGCUGGAGAUGAUGCUCCGGGAUGGAGAUGGAUACCCGAAUAGUGGACGCAUGCUAAGGGACAUCUCCGUGCUACCAGCUUCAUCGAUUGGCUGCGAUGAAAACGAUUCCGAGGAAGACUUCAACAUGUUCGGCGAUGUCGAGGAGAGCGUAGAGUGUGAUGACUUUCUGCCACCCUGUGAACCGGCAGUGGUGCAAGAUUAUUCCAUUAAUCAUCCCUGCUUUCUGCGACUGAUCCUGCUGCGGGCUCCACUCCUGAAGCACGAUCCAUGCGCCAACUUCACACUGGCACAAGAGAUCCCAAAAACAACUGUGAAGCCAAAACCCAAGAAGAAAUGCGAUCCCAAGACAAAGGCUAAGAACGCCAGGACUCAGAGUGAGGUGAAAGCGAUGCCCAACACUGACCAAAAAGAAGUGAAAGCAACGCCAAGUACUGAAAAUAAUGCAACAAAAGUGCUGGCCAACGCUGUCGAAAAUACAACCACAAAAACAGAUACAACUUCCACAACAAUUUCGACUUCAACAACAGAGGCAACAUCCACUGAGGCUAGCAGCACCACAAAGAAAAGAGUGACAAAUCGAAAGAACAAAAAGCAAACCACUCCGAGAACCACAACUACAGCAGCCACAACUACAGUCGCAGCAACGACCACAGAGGAGGCGGCCACCACAACGGAGGAAACAACAACAGAGAUCAGCACCACUACCGAAGCGGAAGAGGAAACGACAAGCACAACAGAGCAGCAGACAACGCCAACAACAACAACAACAACAACCACGACAACAACAACAACGACACCAGCACCCACCCGAAAAACCAGCAAAAAACCGAAAAAGAAAGCAGCCACACCGCGCACCACCAGAGCACUGCCACUAAACGAGGACCCCGGACUCAAGUCCGGAAAAUAUGGUGGCUAUCCUACGGAGAAACCCACAACCACUACUCAAAGAACUAAAACUCAAAACCAAAUGAACAAAAUGAAAGGCAACCCAUCAAAGACUAUUAACAUAUCAUUCAAAGCCAAUGGCAAAGCGAGUGUUCCAGACACACCCAAAAUCAAGAUCGAUGGCCAACCCAGCGAGGUCAUCCACGUCGUUCUACCCAAAGAUGUGGGUGAAAUGAGGCUGGCGGCGGAAGAGACUUCAACAACCACAACAUCCGAGCCGGAAACGACAACUGAAGAGAGUUGCGAAGACGAAAUAGACACCACCAACGAAGUUGAAACUGAAACUGAAGCAGAAACAGAAACAGAAACAAAAGAAGAAUAUUUCCCAGAAACCGAAGAGGAAACAGAAGAAGAUCUAUUUGUUUCAGCAACUGACAUGGAUGGCACCUCAACCACGGAGGAGCCCUGUGAAGACACCGAUGAUCAGGACACAAAUCUCUGUCCGCAGUUUAUGCCAGCCUACAGCAACUCAAACUCCAGGCCACCGACAGGCCCCCGUUCUCGGAAACCCGUCAAGAACUAUGUGGAACCCAUUCUGUACGAAGGUUCCUUUGCCAAACCGCGCCAGAGAAUCGGAUUAACGCAGCCCCAGCCACAGCGUCGCGACUACUUCGUGAGCAACAAGCAGAUUGUGCCACGACCCAGGCCCAAGUACAGGCAGCGUCUGCCCCACUCGAUCUACAUGAAUAACAUUAUAAGGGGUGUGGACUGCGUGGACGAUGUGACUGCGAGUCCACCCUAUCCACAGGUGGGCCCUUAUCCACCGGCAAGUCCGUAUCAGCAGGCACCCACCCAACCAGCUCAGGGGCAACGCAAUUGGCCAGCGAGACGUCUGACAGGAGGAUAUGGCUCUGCCCAGAGGGCACCUAGCUAUGGUGCGGGACCAGCGCCAGUUCAACGCAACCGUUCCUCUCCGCCACCAAGAUAUCAGGGAUGCUCAGAGGAGGAGCAGCAGCAACAGCAGCAUCAGCAGCAGCACCACAACAAUGACAGGGAGAGCAAUGAGGAUCAGCAUUACUUCGAGGAGGAGGCAGCCGCACUGAUGCGGGCACCAAAUCCCACUCCCAGCAUAGAUCCCUGCCAGGCGGAGCACGAUCACCCACUCUACGGACAGCGUCUCCAGCAGACGGACCACGAUUAUCCGCAAUCCAAGAAUUUCUUUACUUAAAUCAUAGGCCCCAGGGCUGUAGUUUGUAAGCCACAACCAGCACCCAGUAACAAAGUUAACCACAUAAUA